CGUUUCGCCUUUCAUCAAUUCAAACCCUAAUCACAAUGAUCCCCUCCUCGAAAGCCGUCGUCUUUGCGAGGCAGAUGGCGAAGAAGAUUCGCGCCACGACGCCGUUUACGCGCUUCAUCUCAACGGGCGACGACAACCCUCCCGAGCCUUUACCCAACAGACCCUUGCGAGGGCAGAGAUCUUCCAACUCCUCCGCUAAGCCUCCGCAAGACACACUCUCUGAUCAUAGCUUCCUCGAACAGUUCAAGCUUGGUGUAGUCCAUCAGGAAGAGGAGCGAAAGCCCAAGGAGGAAACAAGCCAGCCAAUACCGCCUCCCGAAGACGCGGAUGAGAUCUUCAAGGCGAUGAAGGAAGGAGGGCUGAUCCCUAACGCAGUCGCGAUGCUUGAUGGGCUAUGUAAAGAUGGGCUUGUGCAGGAAGCGAUGAAGCUGUUCGGGUCGAUGCGCGACAAGGGUACGAUCCCUGAGGUGGUUAUCUACACUGCUGUUGUGGAGGGGUUUUGCAAGGCUCAUAGAAUUGAUGACGCUAAGAGGAUUUUCAGGAAGAUGCAGAGCAGUGGGAUUUCUCCAAAUGCGUUCAGUUAUGGUGUCUUGGUUCAGGGAUUGUGCACUUGCAACAUGCUUGAUGAUGCUGUUGAUUUUUGCGUUGAGAUGCUGGAGUCUGGUCACUCUCCCAACGUUCCCACUUUCGUUGGAUUGGUUGAUGCCUUGUGCAGAGAAAAGGGCGUUGAACAAGCUCGGUCCGCUAUUGACACGUUGAACGGGAAAGGAUUUGCUGUUGAUUUGAAGGCCGUUAAGGAUUUCAUGGAGAAGACGGCGCCGUUUCCGUCCUUGGCUUGGGAAGCCAUUUUCAAGAAGAAACCAGUCGAGAAACCUUUCUGAAUGUAGUAGCAACCCUGGGACAGAGAAAAAAUAAAGACCUGCGGGUUCAGAUUAUCCAGUUCGGUGUCUUUGGCCUGUGAUAGAUAUUAUAUCAAAUGGGUUUCAAAAGUUUCACACUUUUGAGUCUUGGAAGUUAGAACCAUCUUUGAUCAAAUUUUGAAAUUCGGAUCUGAGGUUCAGUUUUAGUUAAAUGUGUUAAAUCGGUCAGAUUUUAUAGCAAAAAUUGUUACCAGAUUGGAUUUGAAUAUGUUAUCGAUCAGGUAGGUUCCAGUUUCAUGGACAAAGAAUGGUUCCAUAUUUUCAUAAAUAUAUAUAGUUGUUUUUU
Molecule: messenger RNA, 1206 nt
Organism: Brassica napus (rape)
Lineage: Eukaryota; Viridiplantae; Streptophyta; Magnoliopsida; Brassicales; Brassicaceae
Product: pentatricopeptide repeat-containing protein At4g38150-like
Exons: 1
Coding region: 36-881 (281 amino acids)
Molecular function (GO): protein binding
Source: RefSeq, a predicted model, not a curated record